This is a messenger RNA of Corylus avellana, 2884 nucleotides long. NCBI's taxonomy places the organism in Eukaryota, Viridiplantae, Streptophyta, Magnoliopsida, Fagales, Betulaceae. The record is from RefSeq and is a predicted model, not a curated record.
AAAAAAGAAAACCCAGCUUUCACCCAAUGCCAUUUUGCAGAAAAAGGCUAUAAACCUCAGCUUUGAUCUCCGUUGAUGGCAGAUCUUGGCUCCGAAAUUUUGUGUCACCCGUACUGAUAUAUAUAUUUUUUUUUUCGGAAAGUUUUCAACCCGAUGUCUUCGUCCGAUCAGUCUUCUGGCGCAGGUUCCGUUGCGGAGUCAAAGGAUUCGGUUAUAUCCGACGUUGUCAAGAGCCUCAAACAAGCCAAGGUGUUCCUCUCCCAAAACCGACCUCCUGUCAGCAGCGACAUCAACAGUGGCAACAACAAUGGAGACAGUGGAAACGACGGAAGCAGCCACACUAGCCAGGACGACUAUCAGAGAAUGGAAAAUCAAGCGGAGAAGUUAAGUAAAGAUCUGAUUUACAUAGGAGAAUCCUUCAAGAGUCUCGAGGGCUUCGAGGUCAUAGCAAUUGACCUCCUCAAAAAACUUGUACAACACAGCUCCGACGCUUUGGGAACUAGUGUUCCCAAUGUUUCCUCGCGACCCAAGCAGUUCCAAGCCAAGCUUCGCGCGAUCGACAAGAUUGUGAUGGAGUUGAAGCUCCGGAUCCCGCUACCCUAUAAGUUGUCCUCCGAUAAAUCCGACGCCCAUCGGUACGCACGAGGUGGCACCGAGUUUGAUGACUUGGACGUGAUUGAUGAUUUGCCUGUCUUACAUGUUGACGUUGGAUUUAAGAAUAGCUUGGCUUUCCAAGAUUUUCGGUCAGUAUAUGAGAGUCUUGACCCCAGAACCAAGCUGUGCUUGCUGUGUUUUGCAUUGAUUCCGGGAAAUGAGAUUGUGAAGAAGAGGUUUAUGACAUAUUGGUGGGUUGGAGAGGGCUUUGUUAGCCCACAAGUUGAAGAAGCUGAUGAAGGAAAUGGAACUUUCAAAAAGCUGCUGUCGGUUGAGGAAGUCGCUGAUGGAAUCUUCAAAGAGCUGGCGAAGAAGGACUGCAUUGAGCCCGUAAAUGAGAAGCACAGGUUUGUGGUGGACACUUAUAAGAUGAAUCCUUUUAUCCGUUCGGCGGUGAUUUUUCUUGCCAAAGAAGCUGGGUUAUUUGAUUUUGAUGACAAAAAAUGGAAUCCCACUACCAAUUUUAAGACGUCUCACCGGGCGUAUUUAGUCAAUGGAUUUUCUCAGGAGUUGGUGAAAUUUUUCAACGAAUCGGCUACAGAGAAACGUGGCGCGGAAUUGGAUCUAGAGAAACUGCAAACAAUAUUCAAUGUCAAUGAGCCGUAUCCUGACUUUUUCAAGUCAGAGUGGUUCUCAAAGUUGAAGAAUGUCAAGGUUCUUUAUCUGGGAAGGUGGCAGACCUCAGCUAAGCAUCAUAUUGAAGUAGAGAGCGUUGAAUUCUUAAAAGGGUUGAAAAAUAUGAAACUUUUAAGGUUUUUAAGCCUUCAAGGAAUUUCCAGAAUUACCAAGCUUCCUGAUUCUGUCUGUAAGCUCUUAAAUUUGAGGAUCUUGGAUCUUAGAGCUUGUCACACUCUAGAGGAGCUUCCAGAUGGAAUAGGCUCACUCGAGAAUCUGACGCACUUGGAUAUAUCCGAGUGUUACUUGCUAGAGUACAUUCCCAAAAAGAUUAAGUUUCUCUCAAAACUCCGAGUCCUUAAAGGGUUUGUAAUUGGUGACCGUCGAAAUGAAAAAGCGUGUACUCUUACUGAUUUGUCAGGAUUGAAGGAGCUGAGGAAAUUGAGCAUCUACACAAACACGAAGGAUUUCCCCAAUGAAGAUGACGAAAACAAUCUUCAAAAGUUUGAAAAUCUUGAAAAACUUACAAUUGAGUGGGGAGCUUUUCCCAGCAAUACAGGCAGUGAUCCUUAUCAAGACAAGGGUGAACCACAAUCAAUGACACCAACCACCACAAGUUCAAAGAAGAGAGACAAGAAAAGGCAAGGCGAGAGUGUGGCACAACCAAUUUCAGCAACUACCACGAGUCCUAAGAACGGUGGAAAUAACCAAAAGCAAGAUAAGGGUGCGGCACAACCAUUGACUGCAACCAUCACAACUCCAAAGAACCGUGGGGGUAACAAAAAUCAAGACCAGGGUGUAGCGGAACCAAUGACAGGAAGCACCAUGAAUCCAGAGAAUAGUGGAGAUAACAAAAAGAAGGACAAGAGAGCAGCAGGAUUGGUUAAGACUUUGUCAAAAUCACUCACCUUUAAGCAACGAGGGCGGGGUCCCAUAUAUCCGAAAGUUUUUGAGAAACUAAAGAAACUGGAUCUCAAGUGUUACCCUUCGAUGCAAGCAUCCAGUUGGUUGCUGCCUGCAAAACUUCCGAUGCUAAAGAAACUCUACAUCAGAGGAGGGAACCUCCAAAAUCUCAGUCCAGGUCAGAAGAAUGACAAGUGGAAAGUUAACAUACUACGUCUGAAAUUCUUGAGCAACUUAAGGAUGGAUUGGAAAGAACUCCAGUUGUCAUUUCCAGAGUUGACUUACUUGGAGAAAUACAAAUGCCCUAAACUCACUUUCUUUCCAUCUAAUGAGAAUGGAAUCGUGCUGAAGCCAUAGACUGAUGCUGGAAGGAAAGCUGCUGCUGGAUAUAACAUUGUGCAGUAACUCUAUAAGUCCUGGGAGGAUGACUCAGACUAUCAGAAGUGCUGCUUCUUUUGGUUUUCGGUCAGUAUAUGAGAGUCUUGACUCCACAACAAAGCUGUGCUUGCUGUGUUUUGCUUUAAUUCCGGAAAAUGAGAUUGUGAAGUAGAGGUUUAUGACAUAUUGGCGGGUUGGAGAAGGCUUUUUAGACCAGAGGUUGAUGAUGGAACCUUGGAAGAAUGGCGGUCGGUUGAGGAAGUUGCUGAUGGAAUCUUCAAAGAGCUGGCGAAGAAGCAUUGCAUUGAGCCCAUAAAUGAGAAGCACAGGUUUG